This is a messenger RNA of Aspergillus tanneri, 558 nucleotides long. RefSeq lists its product as uncharacterized. The record is from RefSeq and is a predicted model, not a curated record. Lineage: Eukaryota; Fungi; Ascomycota; Eurotiomycetes; Eurotiales; Aspergillaceae. The transcript has 2 exons. The coding region runs from base 1 to 558 and encodes 185 amino acids.
AUGAAAUUUGCCUGGAUUGUCGCCGCGUUCUCAGCCACGGCCUGGGCCGCCGCUGCACAUGAGAAGCGCGAAACGGCCACGGCCACGGGAAAAGACGUCAAUUGGUCUGCGCUGGGAAAUGCUAUUAAAUCUCUCUCCCUCUCGUUGCCCACCAAAACCGCCAACCUGGAGAACAUCGACCCGCCACCGCGAUCGCUAAUCCCGGAAAUCGUAUCCGCCCUGCCUCCAUCUGCUCUCGCUGCACUGGUGGUGCCCGCGCAGCGCGCCUCGCUGGCCAGCGACUUCAAAGCGGGCAAAACCCCCGACUGGUACACCAGUCUACCGACGGACGUGCAGAGCUACCUGUCCACGGUGAGGAAUCAGAUCGCGGACGGAGCGUUGACCGCAGCGCCUAAGAAGGCGGCACCGACGAAACCUGAGGAGGCCUCGGCCACGAAGACGGGGGAUGCGGCCUCGUCGACCUCGGAGGGAGCAGCGGCAGCAGCGGCGCAGCCAACAGGAUUAGUUCUGGGCGGGAUGGGGGCGUUGGGAGUGCUGGGGGUGGCGUUGGCGUUGUGA